GAAACACCUUACGCCCAAAAAGAUAUUUCGAUUAAUAAUUUCUAAGGUUUUUACGUUUAAGCGUUAGCUGUGUCCAUGUAGUCUCUCCCGUAACCUGUCUGCUAGGAAAUAGCAAUCAUUCUCCAGCCGUGAUCUUGUGAAUGUAGCAUAACGUUAAUAUAUUGCAUCAGUUUGACAGCUUGACAGUAUGAAGAUCAACUCGUGUGUCCAGCUACUGCUAACGUUAGUUGGCUUGCUACCUAACGCAAAACCAACAACCAUAAAAGAAGCCCUUGUGAAAUGGGAGGAGAAGGCAGGAGAGAAGGUGGGGGAGGCGAAAGCAGUCAAGCUGUAUGGUCAGAUUCCUCCUAUUGAGAAGAUGGAUGCUUCUCUCUCCACCCUCAUCAACUGCGAGAAAUUGUCCCUGUCUACAAACUGCAUUGAGAAAAUUGCCAACUUGAAUGGCCUCAAAAACCUACGGAUAUUAUCACUAGGGCGAAACAACAUCAAAAAUCUAAACGGACUGGAGGCUGUUGGUGACACGCUAGAGGAACUGUGGAUUUCCUACAACCUGAUAGAGAAGCUAAAAGGAAUUCAUGUUAUGAAGAAGCUCAAGGUCCUCUACAUGUCUAACAACCUGGUCAAGGAGUGGGCUGAGUUCGUGAAGCUAGCUGACCUUCCAUCCUUAGUGGACAUGGUGUUUGUUGGAAACCCCCUGGAGGAGAAGUACUCCGCUGAGGGGAACUGGCUAGAAGAGGCCACCAAGAGGCUGCCCAAGCUGAAGAAACUAGAUGGGAACCCAGUGAUCAAGGCGGAUGAUGAUGACGAGGGAGACAGUUAACACAUUCUAUUUAAUCUCUUACAGUUUACAGAUUGUUGUUUUUAAAAUAUUUUUAUUGAAAUGGUUUCUAUACCAGCAUCAUUGAGAAUCAAUCCACCAGGCAAUAUCCUAUUUGAUCUCUUUUUAGAUGUUAAAUAAGCUCAUUCCACUGGUUGGGAGAUGACCUCUCAUAGAAGCACAUUAAUGAAACUUUUACAGCUCCAUGGAUUUCAUGAAAUAAAAAGUAAUACGAAAGAGGUAAUACAGUUAAUGUUUGAUGUAUGUACAGUGGGGCAAAAAAGUAUUGUCAACCAUCAAUUGUGCAAGUUCUCCCACUUAAAAAUAUGAGAGAGGCCUGUAAUUUUCAUCAUAGGUACAUUUCAACUAUGACAGACAAA
Molecule: messenger RNA, 1197 nt
Organism: Oncorhynchus gorbuscha (pink salmon)
Lineage: Eukaryota; Metazoa; Chordata; Actinopteri; Salmoniformes; Salmonidae
Gene: dnal1
Product: dynein, axonemal, light chain 1
Exons: 8
Coding region: 188-820 (210 amino acids)
Cellular component (GO): cytoplasm
Molecular function (GO): protein kinase binding
Source: RefSeq, a predicted model, not a curated record